UUGUGUAGUACACUUUGUCGAUUCAAUUUGUCGCAGGCAGUCAAAGCGCAUACGUUUGCCAACUCGCUGUUGCGUUGUGUCGUGUUUAUUUAUCUUCGAUUUGGGUUUAGGAAUGGACGUAAACAAAAAAAUACUUAUACGUUUAGUGCAAAGUGUAGAAAAAUAUCCAUGUUUGUACGACAACACACUUAAAGAAUAUUCCAAACGGGAGUACACGGAGAGGGCAUGGAUAGAAGUGGCAGAAGAGCUCUCCAGCACGCCGGAUGUGGUUAGGGAGAAAUGGAAAGUCGUUCGCUCAGUUUUCGUUAGAAGACUAAAACAAUUGCAUAUGGGAGAACUUAUCAAACCCUACUAUUUGCACGAAUAUAUGCAAUUCGUGGUCCCUUUUUUGCAAAAGCCAUGGGAUCCUGAAAGACGAACAAAAUGUCAAUUGGAAGAAAGUGAGAGACGUUUAGCACUGAAAAACAAAGAAAAAAUUGAUAAUAAUAUUAAUCGAAGCUCCACUCCCGACUAUUCGGACGUAGUAUAUGAUGAGGAGAAUUUGUAUGCUAAUUAUCUCGAGGACAUCACAGAACAGCCACAAACCAAAUCAGCUAAAAAGAGGAAACGACGGACGCAUUCGGAAGAUAUAUAUGACACUUCCGGAUCCUCCGAACAUCAGUUUACAAAGUUAGCAGCGCCAGUUAAUCGACUUCAAAUCAAUCAAGUUUCAUCGGAUGCAAAUCGUAUAGAAGACGACGAACCCACUGGAGAUGAGAAUUGUAAAAGAAUGUUUUUGCUGAGUUUGAUGCCUGAUCUUGAAGAUCUGAAUAUUUCGCAAAUGCGAAAAUUUAAAACAACAGUAAUUGGACUUAUCAAUGAUAUUUUUCAAAAUAAAUGAUUUAGAGUAUUCAGCGUUAAUGCAUAAA
Ceratitis capitata (Mediterranean fruit fly) is the source of this 908-nucleotide messenger RNA. RefSeq lists its product as uncharacterized. The transcript has 2 exons. Bases 113 to 880 code for a protein of 255 amino acids. Gene Ontology annotation, cellular component: transcription regulator complex; nucleus. NCBI's taxonomy places the organism in Eukaryota, Metazoa, Arthropoda, Insecta, Diptera, Tephritidae. Gene Ontology annotation, biological process: regulation of transcription by RNA polymerase II. The record is from RefSeq and is a predicted model, not a curated record. Gene Ontology annotation, molecular function: DNA binding.